This is a messenger RNA of Ixodes scapularis (black-legged tick), 1538 nucleotides long. Its product is annotated as WD repeat-containing protein WRAP73. Gene Ontology annotation, biological process: mitotic sister chromatid segregation; protein localization to mitotic spindle pole body; microtubule anchoring at mitotic spindle pole body. The transcript is spliced from 13 exons. Gene Ontology annotation, molecular function: protein binding. Gene Ontology annotation, cellular component: MWP complex; mitotic spindle; microtubule organizing center. The record is from RefSeq and is a predicted model, not a curated record. NCBI's taxonomy places the organism in Eukaryota, Metazoa, Arthropoda, Arachnida, Ixodida, Ixodidae. Bases 133 to 1440 code for a protein of 435 amino acids.
GGCAAACGCGAAUGAUCGACGUGAUCGACAGGGCGGGCUUGGAGCCGCUUGUUCCUCGUUUUUGCGAUCUUUCUUACCCACGCCUAACCAGUUCACCUGUCAUGCGUUAGGCACGCGGGAGUUCACCGAACUAUGAGUUUCUCGCGCGUAUUCAAAAGUUACUAUUUGCACAGCAAGUUUUCGCCAGAUGGACGAUUCUUGGCAGUGCCUUACGCCUCUAAAGUUAUCGUCUACAACCCGAGCCCGUUUCAAGAGGUAACGGCGUUUUCCAAUGCCGAGAACGUUGACCGCGUCGAGUGGUCCCCAGAUUCCAUCUUGCUGAUGUGCGUGUCGUUGAAACGCAAGUUCCUUCAGGUUUGGUCACUGGAAGAUCCGCAGUGGAAAUGCAAGAUCUCCGAAGGGCCUUUUGGGAUUACCGGAGCCUACUGGAGCCCAGACAGUCGCCACAUUUUGACGGUUGCAGACUUCCAGAUUCGCAUAACUAUAUGGUCUCUCAUUGACAAAUCGGUGCAUUACCUGGAGCAUGCCAAACUACCUUUACCCUGCCUUUCGUUUAGUUCGUAUGGCAGACUGCUUGCUGUUGCCGAGCGAAGAGACUCGAAAGACUAUGUCAGCAUCGUCACCUGCGACACAUGGAGCCUCGCAACGAAUUUUGUUGUCGGCACGGAGGACUUGGCUGGGGUUUCGUGGGCUCCCAAUGCUGACAUUUUCUGCGUUUGGGAGAAUCCAACUGUCGCUUUCCGACUGCUGCUGUAUAGCAGCGAAGGCCUCAAGCUCGCCUCUUACAGUCUCGAAGACGAACUGGUCGGCAUCAAGUCAUUUUCUUGGUCCAGCUGUGGACAGAUUGUGUUGUUGGAAGACCACAACGACAAGUUGAUACUUCUGGAGACGGUCACAUGGAGUCAAAUAUGGGAACACAGCUUGCCCGACGUCAUGGCAGACGACUCUGUUGCGGUUCACCGAGAGAUAAAACAAAAACAGAAACUGGAUCAGAGGCCAAGCAGUAUGAAGGCCCAAUACAAGUUGCUGUCGGAGUUGCCAGUGCGUCUGUCAAAGCUCACCGACCAGACUAGUACCGGAAGUCUGCAAAUAAUGAGCAGACCAACUUUUGCCAAAAUCAGCUCCAGCGGCGCCUACAUUGCACGCACAAGUGCAACUUUUCCGAGCGUUGUUUAUGUUCUCGACGUCAAGAACUUGGCACUUGUUGCAGUCUUGAUCCACUCCAAUGCAGUCAGCUGGAUCUCGUGGGACCAUCUGUCGGACAGCCUCGCGAUUUGCACCGGGUCCAAACACCUCCACUUAUGGUCCCCUUCGAGCUGCACUAUAUUGGACGUUCCCUUCAAAGGAUCAUUUCCAGUCAAGUCGUGUCAGUGGAACCCACAGAAGAGCUGCCUCGUGAUCCAUAGCGAGGAAAUGGCGGUGCUGUGCACUCCAGUUUGAAGAAAGCUGUCCACCUAGCAUCAUCCAUUCACUGUUGUGCGAGUCUGCAUUUGUAUUAAAGUAUUUGACCCAUACCCAUAGCAUGCCAUUAAAAACAU